AAUCGCUCAAUUUUUAUCAUCAAUUUUCGAUAUUGUUUAGCGUCGUUCAAUAAAAAUAUGGAUAUCAAGGUAACGGAUGAAACAGAAGUGGUGACAAAAUUUCCAUACGAUGAUCUUCUAAAUCUGGGAAGAGUAGAUUUAAAUAAUAUAAACCGCUGCUUAUUGGUUUUAUUAGAAAUUAGUAAAAGUGAAUUGUUUUAUGAAAAUUUGAAGAAUGUCUCGACCACUGUGGAAUUUGCUCUAUCCCAUUUGGCCGUUUUCGACGACAUGUUUCAGAAAGAGAUUUUCGUACAUUUUUUGACACUCCUGAGCCGAAUUAUCUCCAAACUAGCUUCGGAAAACAAACUGAACCAAAUUCUGAAAAACGUAGAUAAAAUUUUCGAAAUAAUGUUUUACGUAUCUGACUUGAAUAUUUUCUGUGAUUUUUGCGUAAAAAUAUCAGAGCCCAUAUUUUUGGAAACAUUAAAAAUAACAAAGACUGUCAAAGAGUCUAUGGAAAAACCGAUUGUGGGUAUUUUGGAAAAUUUUAAGAGGAGCAGUGCUUCGAAUGAAUUUUCUAUUAUUUGCGAUACAAUAUUACAAAGAUUUCCAUUGGAUUGCAACGCGUUUUAUUUGUGUUCGUAUUGGCUAAUGGAAGACUCGUUAAUUAUUUUGAAAUCUUUAAAUUUGAAGGAAGAAUCUAUUGAAUCCCAAAAUAAAAUAGUUAUACUUCUAAGAACAAUACACACUUUCUAUACGAAAGUAGUCCGUAACGGAAUAUCUCACGCUUUCAAGCUGGAAAAAGUAUUUAGAGAAUUUUUCAACGAACUAAAAACAUUAACAGCGACAUUUUUGCAUCUUUGUCGCUACCAAAUAACAGAAAAAGAAGCCAAAACCAUACUGAUUAUAAUUAUACUUGAGUUCCUCACUCAGGAAUCGAACAUAUCGUACAAAAUCGAGAAUCAAGUGCGAGAAGAAGUUCAAAACUUUGAUAGGGAUGUCAGAUAUUGGUGGAGAAAAUUCUCUCAUAGUUUUUUCUUUAUCUGUCAUUUAUUGUACGCCAAUAAUCGUGUCUUCUGGCCAGCUGGAGAAAUCUUCCAAGCCAUGGUUCGACUGAUUUAUACAAAAAAAUACAAGAAAACAAUUACAAUUUGUUUGUUAAAGUCCAUUUGCUAUAUCUAUCCAUUAGUUUAUAUUUAUGCGCCAACACCAAGAAGAGGUCUUUUAGGAGAUGACCUUUUAAACAUUAUUCUACCAGAUUAUGUCGGCUUUUUGGAGCGAAUUUUUACAUUAACAACAGCUCAGCUCUUGUGGUUUCUGGAUAGAGCUUCUGAUAAAUUUAAAAAACUGAUAGUGACCUACUGGUUAAAAAACAGUAUAACUGAAGAAGGACUAGAUUUUCUGAAGAAGAAUAUGAUAUCGAGUGGUUCGGUGAAUAUACUGAUAGAUGUCAUGGUCGGCUGUGAAAACAGUGACGUCAUGAAAAGAACUCUGGAACUCGUAAACGCCAUCCAAACUCCAUCCUUGGUCCGAAGCCUUUAUGACAUAGCUCCAAAAUUCAUUCACGACCAAAAUAUUUUCCCAUUCCUAAUCACAGCAUUGUCUCGACACGAUCCGCCCAACAAAAGUACCUCUUUGGUACUUCUCAAGGCUCUUGGAACGCUUUUGAUCUCUUUGGAGGAUGAACAAACUUCAAUAACUGUGUGUAGGUUUGCUAGAAGUCUCAUGGAAGGGCAUAAGAGUGAAAAAUGUGAGGUUCAGUUCUUGUGUAACGAUGUGGUGUUGAUCAGAGUGUUGAUAUCCAGAGCUGGGAGAGUUGGGGAAGAUUUGGUUGUGGAGAUAUUGAGGUUUUUAAGAAAAAUCUUGAAGUACCAGGCAAUGGUUAUAGUAAACUCAAACGAUACUACACCAUUAAAAAUUAGUAUAUUUUUGAAAAAAUCAAAAUAUGUAGCCGAAAAAGCCCUCGAUUUGUUGUGCGAAAUUAUAAAUCACAGCGGGGUGAUUGUGAUAGAUCACGAGGACGUUCUGAAUAUCUUGUAUAGCUUGUUUGAUCUUUCUGAAGAGGCCAGUUUGAGCGCUAAAUGUCAUCUGUGUGUCACAGGCUUGAUCAAAUUGUAUCCUGCGUUGUUGGACUAUCCUACUAUGAGCACUUACAUCGAGGAUAUAUGUUUCUAUUCGACUAGAAAAAAACAUUCUGCAGUAACUCUAAAACUUAUUUUGAUUUGGAUCAAAUUCACAGCAUCGGACAGAAAUAGAAUCAGUCUAAUUUUACCCAAAGAAGAAAUUUUGAGGAACUAUUUUUUAAGAUACAACAGCUUAAAUAAAAAUUUGGUAAAUAGGAAUUUAUAUUUGAUUUCGCAAAUUUAUUCUAGGGAUAAGGCACCAAGAAAUACUCUGUAGAACAGAAAUGUGGAAAUAAGUAGGUACAAAGACUGUUAAAAUAUAUUCUCUAUAUUUUUGUUAAAUUUGUUAAA
Sitophilus oryzae (rice weevil) is the source of this 2453-nucleotide messenger RNA. RefSeq lists its product as uncharacterized. NCBI's taxonomy places the organism in Eukaryota, Metazoa, Arthropoda, Insecta, Coleoptera, Curculionidae. The record is from RefSeq and is a predicted model, not a curated record. The transcript has 11 exons. The coding region runs from base 58 to 2379 and encodes 773 amino acids.